Molecule: messenger RNA, 3837 nt
Organism: Pseudopipra pipra
Lineage: Eukaryota; Metazoa; Chordata; Aves; Passeriformes; Pipridae
Gene: SLC5A5
Product: solute carrier family 5 member 5
Exons: 15
Coding region: 1867-3750 (627 amino acids)
Biological process (GO): iodide transmembrane transport; sodium ion transport
Cellular component (GO): extracellular exosome; membrane
Molecular function (GO): sodium:iodide symporter activity
Source: RefSeq, a predicted model, not a curated record
GUGGCUUCCUGGCAGGGGAGGGGGGACCAGGGGAGACACCCCAGGGUGCAGGGACGGGGUGGAGUGAGGGGCAGGGAGCCUGGGCACACCCCGGGCACCCCAAUAGACCCCUGUCCCGGUGCCGUGGGUACCACAGGGGUAGGUGAUGCUCUGCCAGGGCAUCCCUUCCCAGGGCAUCCCUUCCCAGGGCGAGGGCCUGGAUGCUGCCUGCCCCCUCCCUGCACCCCCUUGCUGGGACCCUCAGUGCCCCAGUGACGGCCCUGUCCCCUCUCCCCGGUCGUGCCCCGGGUGCCAUCGCAGUGCUGGGCGUGUGCCGGGCCCGGUGCCGUGUGGUGUCACACGUACCUGCUGCAGGAUGUGGCCAAAUCUUGGCGUUUUUCCCCUGGAGCUGCUCCAACCAGCUCGGGGAAGAAGCACCGCUGGGGCGAGGCAGGGAAGGGAUCCUGCCCUGCCCUGGCCCCCGGGGACAGGUGAUGGGGACAGUGUCACCAGGGCUGGAGGCAGGGCCCAGGGACCCUCCUCUGCCCCAUGGAGGGGAUGGCCCCCCUCUGGUGACACCUUGGAAGUGACAAUACCCCUGUAGUGACACAUCAGAGGGGACAAUACCCCCACGAUGAUGCUUUGGAGGGGACAGUGAGCUCCUGGUGGUGCCUCAGAGGUGACAGUGCCCCUGUGGUGAUGCUUUGGAGGGGAUGGUGGCCUUUCAGUGCUGCCUCAGAGGGGACGGUGCCCCAGUGGUGGCACCUUGGAGGGGACUGUGCCUCGAUGGUGACCCACCAGAGGAAUCUGUGCCCCUGCAUCAGCUCCGUCCCCACAUCAGGGCUCUGAUGCACCAAAUCAGUCCCAAAUCUGAUCUCAAUCCCGGGGCUUAGGGCAGAGAGGUGGAAAUCCCCAAACCUGUCUGAGGGCCAGGCGCGACAAAGCGGUGUUUGUGCCAGGGAAUGAGGAAGCCGGGCCAGCCCCACGCCUGGUGCCACGUCAAAUCCCAGAGCCAGAGCUGUGCCCGCGCUCCCGGGGGUCAGUGCCCGGCUCCCUCCGGGGUCUGGACGUGGUGGCAGCACCGGGGCUGUGAGCAGAGCCGGGGGCACGGCAGGGAAGGGGUUAUGGCCACGGCCCCCGACGGCUCCGUCCUCCCCACUGAGGGUCCCUCCCCGACGGCCUGAACCUGCCUCCCGCCGUCCCCCUGACCCACGGGCUGGAGCAGCUCGAGGCACAGCCUUCCCUCCGCGCCCUCCGAGGACGUCGCAGCAGCCUCUGGGACCCACCGAGCCCCCCCGGGACCCCCGGGCAGCCCCUGCUCCGCUCCUCAGCCCCGGCAGCCGGUCCGUCCCGCUCCGCAGGCAGCUGCCUGCACACAACCUGCUUUUCUCUGGGUAAAGGUUUCCUUUGGGUUUGUUUUUCCCCCUCCCUCGGCUGGAGAUAAAUUCGGCUCUGCCGGAGGCUCUGCCCCUCCUUGUUUGGGCUGGUUGGGGAGGGGUCGCUCCCUCCCCUCCUUCCCUCCCUCCCGGACGUGUCCUUUGGGUGCCGACGCUUCCCCGGAGCAGCUGGACCAGGCGCUGCCUCUCUUGGCUGCAGACAGGAGGUAUCGAGGUAAUUCCCACGCCAAAUUCGGGUUGUCCCUCGUGCAGCUCUGCCCUUCGCAGCCCUUGGCACAGACCCGGCCCGGGACGGGUGUGAAGGGAACAGGGCGGGGCAGGGCCCUGCUCCCCAAUCCGCGCUCCCUCCUUCCCGCACGAGGGGUUGGGCAAUAAUUCCAAGGAAUUUUCUCACCCUCCAGCGGUGUCUCCGUGUCCCGGCCUAGCCGUGGGUGCCGUGUCCCCGUCCUCCCGCGGUUGCCCGGUUUGGGGCUCCCCCCUUGCCACGGCCAUGCCGGCCCCGACGGGGAGCCCGGAGAUCCGGGCUCCGGAGCGUCUCACCUUCAGCCUCUGGGACUACGGCGUCUUCGGGCUGAUGCUGCUCGUCUCCACGGGCAUCGGGCUCUUCCACGGCCUCGCCAGGGGCGGCCAGAAAACCUCGGAGGACUUUUUCACGGGGGGCCGGCGCAUGUCGGCGCUGCCCGUGGGGCUCUCGCUCUCCGCCAGCUUCAUGUCGGCCAUCCAGGUGCUGGGAGUGCCGGCGGAGGCGUUCCGGUACGGCGCCAAAUUCCUCUGGAUGUGCAUGGCACAGCUCAUCAACACCCUGCUCACCGCCCAGCUCUUCCUGCCCGUCUUCUACCGCCUGGGGCUCACCAGCACCUACGAGUACCUGGAGCGGCGGUUCAGCAGGAGCGUCCGGCUGUGCGGGACCCUGCAGUACGUGGUGGCCACGAUGCUCUACACGGGGAUCGUCAUCUACGCCCCCGCCCUGAUCCUCAACCAAGUGACCGGGCUGGACAUCUGGGCCUCCCUGCUCUCCACCGGGGUCAUCUGCACCUUCUACACCACCAUCGGUGGGAUGAAGGCUGUCAUCUGGACCGACGUCUUCCAGGUCUUUGUCAUGCUCUCGGGCUUCAUCGCCGUCAUCGUCCGGGGGUCUCUGCUGGUGGGGGGUCCCGCCAAGGUGCUGGGCAUCGCUGCCAACAGCUCCAGGAUAAACUUUGGAGACUUCAACCCAGACCCGCGGAGCCGGUACACGGUGUGGACCUUCCUGCUGGGCGGGACCCUGGUCUGGCUCUCCAUGUACGGCGUCAACCAGGCCCAGGUGCAGCGCUACGUGGCCUGCAGGACCGAGAGGGAGGCCAAGAUGGCGCUGCUGGUGAAUCAAGUGGGGCUGUUCUGCAUCGUCUCCAGCGCGGUCGCCUGUGGCCUCGUCAUGUUUGCCCUCUACAAGGACUGUGACCCCCUCCUGGCUGGCACCAUCGCUGCCCCCGACCAGUACAUGCCCUACCUGGUCCUGGACAUCUUCGAGACCACCCCGGGGGUGCCGGGGCUGUUCCUGGCCUGUGCCUACAGCGGGACCCUCAGCACGGCCUCCACCUCCAUCAACGCCAUGGCCGCCGUCACCGUGGAGGAUUUCGUGAAGCCGCGGCUGCCCUCGCUGUCCCCCAGGAAGCUCACGCUCAUCUCCAAGGGGCUCUCUCUCACCUACGGCACCUCGUGCAUCACGGUGGCAGCUCUGUCCUCUCUGCUGGGGGGGGGCGUCCUGCAGGGCUCCUUCACGGUGAUGGGGGUGAUCAGCGGCCCCUUGCUGGGGGCUUUUGUCCUGGGCAUGUUCCUGCCCUUCUGCAGCACGGCCGGUGUCCUGGGGGGCCUGGCUGCUGGCUUUGCCCUGUCCCUCUGGGUGGCCGUGGGGGCCACCCUGUACCCCCCCAGCGCGGCCACCAUGGGGGUCCUGCCCAGCUUCGACACCCUCUGCCCCCCCCGCAACGGCACCGGCGCCAACGGCACCGCCCUGCCCGCGCCCCUCGGCCCCCCCGGGGACCCCCCCGAGCCCACACGACCGGCCAUCCUGGGUGACUUCUACUCCAUGUCCUACCUGUACUACGGGGCGCUGGGGACCCUCAGCACGGUGGGGGUGGGGGUCCUGCUCAGCUCCCUGCCAGGGCCCACCCGGCAGAGGCAGCGGCCCCCGGGGGUGCUGUGGUGGGACAUCGUGAGGAACGCGCCCUCGGGGUUCCCCCCGGGGGGCAGGAGCCCCGGGGACGAGCCCCUGGACAAGGCUGGAGCUUCCCGGGCGCUGCCAGAGAGGUUGGAAGGGGAGGGGAGCCCCUCCUGGGACCCCCCUGAGCCCGGAGCCGCCACGGAGCUGCUGGUGCAGGAGACCCAUGUGUAGGGGGACGGGGGGACGUGGUGACCUGGCUGCGGGGGGACAGCAGGACAGGGGACACAGCCCUGUCCCGGGGUUACCAAUAAAGGAGGA